GUAAGGUUUGAUUAAUGGAUCGUAGGUGCAGCAGAGAUAUUGUUUGCGCUGGAAGGGGGCGGAGUCUCCCAGUGUACAGUGCAUAUACUGUGAUUCCGGGACGUUCUUCGAUCUUAAUAGUGCUGUCGGAGGGAGUGGGGGCACUGAUCUGGAAACCCAUCGGGAUUCGAAGUGCUGCAACCAGACGGCGGUUUAACGUCCCGUCAUCACGCGGAAACACAGUAAAGAUGACGGGGAUCGGUGUGUUCAUCACCUCACCUGGAACACAUGAUCACAUGACAGAUACACAAUGCUCUGAAAACCAGGACGCUGAAGAUCAGCAGCUCCAGAAGAAAAACACGAAACACACGUAAACACACUCAUGAAGAACCAGAAAGAGCAGCUACAGAGAGAACACUGCAGACCGACUGCUAAAAGUGUCCACAGUAGGGUAUGAGAGCGCUACAACAUCAUGCGGUUUCUGAGAUGGAGGAGUGAAAGUUCGGCUGCACACACACAAGGAUUCUCUCUUGCUCUCCUCCAUCAUGUCUUUUUGCAUUUACCGUGGCUUAGCUCCACCUUCUCAGGAAAAGCGGGUGUGGAUUUAUCCACUAGCCCCGCUUCUGCGUCUCUGGCCCUGCCCAUCAUUGUACCAGCUCUUCCUCGUUGCCUGUUGCUACUGCCGCUGGCCUGCCAAUCGCGGCGGGACAGGGGCGGCGGGGGUGUGGCUCAUUACAUCCCGUCGUCGGUAGCGCAGUACCCGCUGGUACCAAAGCUGCUGCAGGGCCUGAGCAUCGCCGUGGUGCUGGUGGGCAACUCCAGCGAGGUGGCGCUCACCGGCACCCGCGACAAAGACGAUUUCACCCACAUGCCCCUGGCACCCAACGUGGAGAUGCUCACCAUGAACGAGACAGACCCCAAGAGCAUCAUCAAGAGCAUCUGCGACCUGAUGACGGAGCACUGGCUGCAGGGGGUGGUGUUUGGAGACGACACCGACCAGGAGGCUAUCGCGCAGAUCCUGGAUUUCAUCUCCGCGCAGACACAUAUCCCCAUACUGGGCGUGAAGGGAGGCUCCUCUAUGAUCAUGGCUGCUAAGGAUGAUAACUCUAUGUUCUUUCAGUUCGGUCCAUCCAUUGAGCAGCAGGCAUCUGUCAUGCUCAACAUCAUGGAGGAAUAUGAUUGGUACAUCUUCUCCAUAGUUACCACUUACUACCCUGGUUACCAGGACUUUGUUACCAAGAUCCGCAGCACCAUUGAGAACAGUUUUGUGGGCUGGGAGCUGGAAGAGGUGCUGCUCUUGGACAUGUCUGUAGAUGAUGGAGAUGCCAAGAUUCAGAACCAGCUGAAGAAGCUUCAGAGUCCUGUGAUCCUUCUCUACUCCACCAAAGAAGAGGCCAACAUCAUCUUUGAGGUGGCUCAUUCUGUCGGCCUCACAGGUUAUGGAUUCACAUGGAUUGUACCAUCUCUAGUGGCUGGAGACGCUGAUCACAUCCCACCUGAGUUUCCCACAGGGAUGAUCUCAGUGUCAUAUGAUGAGUGGGAUUAUGGUUUGGAGGCACGGGUUCGAGAUGGUGUGGCUGUAAUCGCUUCAGCAACAUCCACCAUGAUGAUGGACAGGGGCCCACACACGCUGCUCAAAUCUGAGUGUCACGGGGCCCCCGACAAGAAGAGCCCCAUUACAGGCAAUCCCAAUGAAGUACUCAGGUACCUAAUGAAUGUGACGUUUGAAGGACGCAAUCUCUCCUUCAGUGAGGAUGGAUAUCAGAUGCACCCGAAGCUAGUGAUCAUCCUGCUGGACAAAGACAGACAGUGGGACAGAGUGGGUAAAUGGGAAAACGGCUCUCUGUCGAUGAAGUAUCACGUAUGGCCAAGGUUCGAGCUUUACUCUGGAACUGAGAAUCGUGAAGAUGACCAUUUGUCCAUCGUGACGUUAGAGGAAGCGCCAUUCGUCAUCGUAGAGGAUGUCGAUCCCCUCAGUGGAACCUGCAUGAGAAAUACUGUACCCUGCAGAAAACAACUCAAAUCAGUUAAUCACACAGGUGACUCUGCAGUGUAUAUCAAGCGCUGUUGUAAAGGAUUCUGUAUUGAUAUUCUGAAAAAGAUUGCCAAGUCAGUGAAGUUCACCUACGACCUUUACCUGGUGACAAAUGGCAAACACGGCAAGAAAAUCAACGGCACCUGGAACGGGAUGGUGGGAGAGGUGGUUUUGAAGAACGCUCAUAUGGCAGUGGGGUCACUGACCAUUAAUGAGGAGAGGUCAGAGGUCAUUGACUUUUCUGUGCCCUUCAUAGAGACAGGCAUCAGUGUCAUGGUCUCCCGUAGCAACGGCACUGUGUCACCUUCUGCAUUCCUCGAGCCGUUCAGCGCAGAUGUUUGGGUGAUGAUGUUUGUAAUGCUGCUGCUGGUUUCUGCCUUCGCUGUGUUUUUCUUUGAAUACUUCAGUCCUGUGGGCUACAACCGCUGUCUCGCCGACGGCAGAGAGGCUGGAGGUCCAUCGUUCACUAUCGGGAAGGCCAUCUGGCUGCUGUGGGGUUUGGUCUUCAACAACUCUGUGCCCGUGCAGAACCCCAGAGGAACCACCAGCAAGAUCAUGGUGUCCGUAUGGGCCUUCUUUGCUGUGAUCUUCCUGGCGAGUUACACAGCUAACCUGGCCGCAUUUAUGAUUCAGGAAGAGUACGUGGACCAGGUGUCGGGACUCAGCGAUAAAAAGUUUCAGAGACCGAACGACUUCUCGCCGCCGUUUCGUUUUGGAACAGUGCCAAACGGCAGCACUGAGAGAAACAUUCGCAAUAACUACAGAGAGAUGCACUCAUACAUGGUGAAAUUCCACCAGCGUAAUGUUGAUGAAGCUCUGUACAGUCUGAAAACAGGAAAGCUGGAUGCGUUUAUUUAUGACGCUGCAGUGUUGAAUUAUAUGGCUGGUAGAGAUGAGGGCUGCAAACUUGUGACUAUUGGCUCAGGGAAAGUUUUCGCUUCUACUGGAUACGGAAUCGCAAUUCAGAAAGAUUCUGGAUGGAAAAGACAAGUGGACCUCGCAAUCCUACAGCUGUUUGGAGACGGUGAUAUGGAGGAGUUUGAGGCACUCUGGCUCACUGGGAUCUGCCACCAUGAGAAGAAUGAAGUGAUGAGCAGUCAGCUGGACGUGGACAACAUGGCGGGUGUCUUCUACAUGCUGGGAGCCGCCAUGGCUCUGUCACUCAUCACCUUCAUUGCUGAACAUGUGUUCUACUGGCAUAUGCGCUUCUGCUUCAUGGGUGUGUGUUCUGGGAAACCAGGAUUCACCUUUGCCAUCAGCAGGGAGAUUUAUAGCUGCAUUCACGGAGUUGAAAUCGAAGAGAAGAGUUCGGCGAUAAAUUCACCCUCUGCCACAAUGAACAACACCCACUCAAACAUCCUGCGUUUGCUACGCACUGCCAAGAAUAUGGCAUCACUUUCUGGGGUCAACGGCUCCCCGCACAGUGCCCUCGACUUCAUCCGCAGGGAGUCGUCUGUGUACGACAUCAGCGAGCACCGCCGCAGUCUCGCUGGACACUCGGACUGCAAGGCCCCAUACCUGCCUGAGGACAACAUGUUCAGUGACUACAUCAGUGAGGUGGAGCGUACCUUUGGCAAUCUGCACCUGAAGGACAGUAACUUGUACCAGGACCACUACCUGCACCACCACAAAGGCUCGACCCUGGGGCUCACUGGCCCGCCCCCUAACCGCCCCCACAGCCUGGGCUCGAGGAGUUCACUGGAGGGAGGCAUGUUUGACUGUGAUAGUUUAGGUGGGGGUGUCGCUCCUAUCUUCAGCACACAGCCACGCUCUGCCCUGACACACAGGAACAUGAGCAAGUUUGACCUGCUUCAGAGCCAAAAUCCUCCGUCUGGGCAAGGCUUGAAGCAGGGACUGGCCAACCUGUACGGGAAGUUCUCGUUUAAAGGCGGAGCCUCCAGUUCAGGAUACAUCGCCGGUCAUGACCGGUACUGCAGCGGAGUUGAUGAUGGAAACAUCCGUUCAGAUGUGUCUGACAUUUCCACACAUACCGUCACCUAUGGCAACCUAGAGGGCAAUGCUAAGAAACGGAAGCAGUACAGAGACAGCUUGAAGAAACGACCGGUGUCGGCCAAGUCCCGGCGUGAACUCGAUGAGAUCGAGUUGGGUUACCGUCGCCGCCAACACCAUGGCCAUUACCAUCACCAUGGACACCGCUCCGCCUCUCCUACUUCAGAACGCAAGAGGGGAGGUAGAACAAACUCAUCCGCAUACCUGUUACAGGACAAGGAAAGCCUGAGGGAUUUCUACCUGGACCAGUUCCGGCCCAAAGAGGGCAUCCCGCAGUGGGAGCACGUGGACCUUACAGAUGGUCCCAGCGGGGAAGGUGGAGGUAACUGCACCAGCCUGGUGCCUGUGGAUGAUUUCCUGAAGAGCAAACCCAAGAAGAUGGACAGCAAGAGUGGGGGCAGCGAGUGGGAAUGUCGUACCUGUCGUGCCAGCAGCGCGGGCAGCAAACAGACUGCCCUGCAUGGGAGUGGACCUCUACAUGGUAGUGUGGGCUAUGUUGGCAGCGGCACUAGCUGUGUGGCAUCGGGGAGUGGAGGACUAGGGAGCAGCCGCCCCAGUUCAGCUACCUGUAUGCGUUGUGAAGCUUGCAAGAAAUCAGGCAACCUCUAUGACAUCAGUGAGGACAGUAACCACCUAUUAGACCAGCUGGGCGGUGGCAGUAGAGGCCAGACGCCAGCGCAGCGUCGCAGGGCCUUCAGUGGGAAGCCACUACGCCGGCAACAUUCUUACGACACCUUUGUGGACCUACAGAGAGAGGAGGCAGGGGGGAUAGGUGGGACUCUGGGGUUUGGUAGGGCAGAAGAUGUGGAUGGAGCGCUGCCGCCACCACGAAGCGUAAGCCUGAAGGAAAGAGAGCGCUGCAUGGAUGCCUCCAGUCCCUUGGCGCAUAUAUUCGAACAUCAAGAUACAGACUGUGACCCGUUCUUCUACGGAGGUGUUGAGAGGGGAAAGGGUGCAGGAUCGUCAUUCGGUUUGUUCAGAGCGGGAGAGGGUGCUCCUCAUCGGCGCUCGGUGGGAGAGAGGGACCUAAGAGACAGAGGACUGAUAGAGGGGCCAGCUCACUCCUUAUCCAAAUCCCUCUAUCCCGACCGACCCAACCACAACCCCUUCAUCCCUACGUUUGGAGAUGACCAGUGUCUGCUGCACAGCGCCAAGUCCUACUACAUUAGCAAGCAGCAGCAGCAGCAGCAGCAGCAGUGUGCCGACUUGUGUGGCCCCAUGGGUGUUACCUCCUUCCUACCGGUGUCCGCCACUUCAGGAGUGAUGUCUAACUUGGCCCCACGCUUCCCUGCAGAGCUUUGCAUCGGGAACCACCACACCAGCAAGCUCAGCCUCGGUCCACCGCGACCUUUCAACGGCAGCAAUGGACACGUGUAUGAGAAACUGUCCAGCAUUGAGUCUGACGUGUGAAAUAUGGUGGGUUAAUAAAGACCGGCACUAAAUGCCGCUGCCAUUAAGAACAGGGAAGCAUUCUGUUAUUAUGUAACUCUACAGCCAGAUUUUAGCAGAACACACAGAACUUGAGAGAAUUGAAAAUGUAAUUUCCUGUGAAGUUCAUGUUAACACCAAUGGGUUCAUCUCCACGAGCUGGUGAGAACAAGAGCACGUCCAUCUGCCAAGUGAGUCUGAGAAGAAGCGCAGAAGAGCAGAUGGCCCGUUUCACCUCCAUCCCUCACCACACCGCCAUCUCUGCUCUCUUCGCACCAGAACUACCCAGUGUUGUACUUUUGUCUUUUGAGAAGAUACUAUCAUGAAAGUAUAAUAGAUGCUCAUUGAUAUUAUUAACAGGGUAAUUACUGUACCUCAGAAAUGCUGUGAAGAGACUGGUGGCUGGUAAUCUUUUGUUGAAUUCCAGUGGGUUUAAUUUGUCUUUUAUUUCCCAUGGUCCCACAGUUUACUUACACUAACCCUGUUCUAGAGGCCUCUGGCUGCAGACAUGGAGAGAUGGGGUAAGCAUUAGUGAUAUUUGAAUGUGAUCACUCCAGUCUCCACAUCAACUUCUUGUAUCCAUGACAACUGCCAUCAAACACGCAAUCAUUAGCGGAAGCGCAAUAUGCAGCCUCUAGGAUGGUCUGUUGAGUUUUUUGCCAGUCAUUUAUAUUCAAGUCUCUACUGCCAUGAUAUUUCAUAUCAGAUGAUAAAUUAUGCUGAUGUGCCCUGAGCUACCUUUACAUCCACAUAUCACAUGACUCUUUCAAACAUGUUUAGAAGGUGAAAGACAUUAAUGUGGAAAUGAUAGAGUUAGGUCAGUAUCGACGCCUUGCUUUGUUUUGCCUGUAAAUACAUUUCUCUUUAUAUAUACAGACAAGGUCAACCUUUACUAUAGCUUUUUCAAAUAUUUAACAAAUAACCAAAAUAACAAUUAAAACAGAACAAAAUAACAAAAACAAAAAUAUGCAAAGUAGAGUAAAAUCAUUACUACUCAUCAUAAGUUAUAUUUUAAACAAUAGUUUGCUUUUUAAAUUCAUGUUUAUUACUUAAUUCUGAUAGUUUACUGCCUCUUAACCAACUUCAUUUAAGAGUUUACCUUUAAUCUUUUACUACAGUGUAACAGAGCUGAGCAGUGCUGUUGUUGGAUAUAUUUAGUUUACUCAAUUAGUUUCCUAAAUAGUCCUUGCUAUGUUUCUCUUCAAUUGUGUUAAAUGUCUGGCCACUUCUUGGAGAAGGUUUCUAGAUACACACACACACACACACACACACACAUAUCUCUAGUGUCCAUCAUAGAGUGUGUAUCAUGAUGUAAAGCAGGACUUUUUAACCCUUUCUAAGGAAUGACUGAUUUUGUAAUAUUAAUGGUUAGUAUGUUUAUAGAGUGUCAUUUGUUUAAAGUGUUAUUCUAUAGUGAGGUUGUGUCCUCGCUUUAGGUCUAUUACAUUAAUGUUUCAGCUCCUCUGUUGUAAUGUUUCUAAAUUUAGAGUAACUCUUAUGUCUUCAAUUCAUUUUAGUACAUUAUUAUGUCAAAGCAUUUUCAGAGAGUUGAAGCCGGCAUGUUGAAGCCGGCAAUGUAAAUGUUCCUUUCGUUGCACAGUAAUGUAUGUUUGAGUUUUUCUCAUGGCUAACGCUGGCCGUUUAAAUAGGUUUAUAGUCUAGAUUUGAACACACACACACAUUUCAUCCCUGAUUUCACAUGUACAUCGCCCAGACGUCUAUUUGAUGUGUGUGUUUACAUCUGGAUGACGUAUUUUUUUAUGUUGUUUGCUCAUCUGCAAUACGUCUAUAAGCCGUAUGUCAAUAAGUAUCUCUCAGAUGUCAAUAAGACCUUCAGCAGAUGUCUUUGAGACGUUUAUGGUUUAGAAUGUUUGUAAAUCUGAUCUUUUUAAGAUGUUUAGCAGAUGUUAAAGGUGCUGUAAGCGAUUUUUUCAUGGAAAGGUAUGCAAAAGAUGUUCCUACUCCCUGAAAGUUAUUAAAACCGGGCCGCGGUUUCUGACACUUUCAGCUGUCAAUCAUUUUGUGCAUUCUCAUAGUAUUGUAGUUGCAGCUAAUUAUUGAGACUUAAUGACAUUUUUAUGGCAUGUUGUUCAUAACAGUUGUCAGUGGAGGACGCUAUUUUGCUGCUGUUGUUUUUAACAACCGUUUCUGCUCAUGUCGAUCUCAACAAAGCUCAUCUGGUAUCUUUGGAGGGCAGGGUUUAGGAAAGAGGGGUCGUGGCUAAUCCAACCGCUCAGUUUGUGGAAACUGUAGAAUGGCUAAAAUCUUUUACAGCACCUUUAAAUAGCUUGUGAUGCUUUCCAGAUGAAAAGAUCUAAAACUGACAUCUCAGAGAUGUACCUGUGCUAUAUGGAUUCGCAAUCCCUCACUGCUAAAUCUUAAGCUUUAUAUGCUUGAAAAUCACAUUUUCUAGUGUUUAUAGAGAAAAUAUGCCUAUUAAGCAUAGUUGUAGUUAUCCUUUUUCUAGUGUAUUCGCAAUAUAUAAGCAACUUUAAACCUUUUGUUAACUACUAUAUUCUCAUUAUUCUAAGGUAAGUAUAGCUGGUUUGAAGUAUUCUACAGGUAAGAAACACCCUGUUGUUAUAGUCAUAUUGCAUAUCUUUUUUUUUUCACAGAAUCUAUCAAUUUGUCACUCAUGAUGGGUAAUAAACGCAUGUGUGAGACAGUGAGUACUAUGUUAAAUACUCUUGUUGCUAUGGCAUUGCCAUGAUGUUACAAUGCUGUUCCCAUGGUAACUGCAGUGCAAGAGAAUGCAGGAUAAAUGAGUGAAUUGUUUCACUAUGGGGUAAAAUCACGUCCACUUUGAUAUGUCACCAAAAUUUUUACAUCAUUUUCAUCUAUACAAUUAUUCUUGUACAGAUUGUGUAUAUAAUAAUGAGAGAAUUGCUCUUUUUGUAUGACAAUAUGAACACAAACCUCAAUGACUUUAAUAGUGAGAGUGUUUUGGUGACUGUAUGAAGUUACGACACAAAUGAUGGAGCAGAAUUCUUUCACAUGCUGAAUAAAGCCAAUAAAACAUGGGCGAUUUU
This is a messenger RNA of Myxocyprinus asiaticus (Chinese sucker), 8481 nucleotides long. RefSeq names its product glutamate receptor ionotropic, NMDA 2B-like. Gene Ontology annotation, biological process: long-term synaptic potentiation; monoatomic ion transport; synaptic transmission, glutamatergic. NCBI's taxonomy places the organism in Eukaryota, Metazoa, Chordata, Actinopteri, Cypriniformes, Catostomidae. The record is from RefSeq and is a predicted model, not a curated record. Gene Ontology annotation, molecular function: NMDA glutamate receptor activity; transmitter-gated monoatomic ion channel activity involved in regulation of postsynaptic membrane potential. Gene Ontology annotation, cellular component: postsynaptic membrane; postsynaptic density membrane; plasma membrane.